AUGUUAAACAAUAAAAAUAGGCACAUGAACAUAAAAGAUACAUUCCCUCCUUUGAAGCGAACUCAAUUAAGUUACACCCCCCUGCUAUUUAGCAAGAUCCUUAUGCAACUAUUCAGAUAUCAGUUGUCGCCCAAAUCAUAUGGUGAUAAAUAUGUUCUGUAUAAAAUUGUAAUGCUCAUCACAGGUAGAAUUGUUAGGUGUGCAGAAAAAUUUAUGGGUAAAAUUUUAAACGAAAUAAUCUAUUAUAAUUAUGAAAAAUACAAUAUACAAAUUAUUGCCAAUGCAACAACUAGAAAUAUAAAUUACAUAAAUGUCAUUUUCGCUUAUUUGCAAAUUUUACGUAAUGUACUUUUUAGAAAAUAUAAAAUCUCAAUGAAGAAUGGAGAGCUGAAAAAGAAAAUUUACAAAGACAAAUUCGUCACGUGUGAGUUUCCUUAUAUAAUCACAUUUUUAAAACGUUCCAUAAUAAAAUUUUUUUAUGAGUAUAUAAGAAAUGAGAAAGCGAAGGAUAAGAAUAAUCACAGACAUAACUUAAAUCCUAUUUUGAAUACACAAAAAAUGAAAAUUUUAAGUUCCCAAAGAUUAACAUGUUUCAGAUGUUUAUUUGAUGCUAUCAAAACUAGAAUAAGGGUUUCCAAUUUUUUAAGAAGACUAUACUGA
Plasmodium fragile is the source of this 660-nucleotide messenger RNA. RefSeq lists its product as uncharacterized. Lineage: Eukaryota; Apicomplexa; Aconoidasida; Haemosporida; Plasmodiidae. The transcript is spliced from 5 exons. The record is from RefSeq and is a predicted model, not a curated record. The coding region runs from base 1 to 660 and encodes 219 amino acids.